Molecule: messenger RNA, 1713 nt
Organism: Esox lucius (northern pike)
Lineage: Eukaryota; Metazoa; Chordata; Actinopteri; Esociformes; Esocidae
Product: acidic fibroblast growth factor intracellular-binding protein B
Exons: 9
Coding region: 695-1681 (328 amino acids)
Biological process (GO): platelet aggregation
Cellular component (GO): nucleus
Molecular function (GO): fibroblast growth factor binding
Source: RefSeq, a predicted model, not a curated record
AGACAUCAAAACAAUAAGGGAAGAUAUAUUCUCCAUGGCAGUAGAGGGCAGUGAAUUUCCUCAUACCGAAUCUAUUCUCUACAGACCUCCCGACACAUCCCGUGAAGGGAAAACAAAGUUUCGCUUUCUAUAGUGGAUUUUAAGAGGAUACACAAUUUAUUUGCUAGCGACUCAUUGGACGUCUUCCAUUUUAGUUUUUAAUUACAGUUAAAAGGUUUUAGUGAUUCUGUGGAGGUUUUUGUGUUAUUUUGAUUGCAGGUUUAUGCGAAUGUAAAAAUCUGUUUACCCGAAUUUUGUGCAGAACCCGACGUUUUUAUUGCGCAAUAAUACGCGUUCGCAAAUGCUGUUUACCCGAACUAAUCGUGCAUGCUGCAGUGUUAUUUGUUGGCUACCCUGUCCCCUUGACUUUACGGAUACAUAACACCUGCUCAAAGGUAAACUGUCAUGAUUGUUUUUACCUUAUGUGGCAUAGUAAUCGUCGAGGUGUCAAUACCCUUUUAAAUGGUUCAUUGGUUCCGGACUUCACCUAGAAACAACUCUCAGUUGAUCAACUUUUCAGUCUAUAAAUAGUGAAUGCUUCUGUAAGGUAUCGUGUAAGUAGGCUGUUAUUCUAGUUGUGUGGACUGUUUUUAGCUAACAGUCAUUCUUAACUGAACUCUCUGCAGUUCCUUAUUGUUCCUUAUUAGCCUACAAGAUGUCUAUGGUACUGGAUGUGUUUGUGGGAAACACAACCAUCAUGGAUAUGGACAUAUAUCAGCUUUGGUUGGACGGCCUCACAGUGAGGGAAGCGGUGAAGGCGAGAAUGGAUCAGGGGGCAUUACUGGAGUGUGAGGCCAAUGCUGAGGUUCUGAUGAGCGACACCAUGGACCAGUUCAGAACCUUCCAGCUGUGUGAGCGUCUCUUACACUCUCCCACCAAGCUGGCCAAUCAGCUGCUCUUCCAGAUCCCAAGCCAGCACCAGAGAAUGCUCAUUGAAAAGUACUAUGAGUUUGACAGUGUGUUUGCCCGAGAGGUGCUGGGGAAGAAGCUCUCCAAAGGGACCAAAAAGGACCUGGAUGACAUCAGCUCUAAAACCGGGAUAACGCUGAAGAGCUGCAGGAGACAGUUUGACAAUUUCAAGCGGGUGUUCAAAGUGGUGGAGGACCUCAAGGGCCCCCUAGUGGAGAACAUACAGCAUCACUUCUUGCUCACUGACACACAGGCAAGGGACUAUGCUGCCAUUGUGUUCUUCGCAAACAGUCGUUUUGAGACGGGAAAGCGAAAGCUACAGUACCUCUCUUUCCAGGAUUUUGCCUACUGUGCAAGCCAGCUUAUCCAGUACUGGACAACAGGAGCAGUGGAUAGCAUGGUGGAGGAUAUGGAUGUUGACCUGGAGAAAGAGUUUCUACAUGAACUGAAAGAUCUCAAGGUUCUGGUUAAUGACAAAAACAUGCUGGACCAACAUAAAGUCCUGGUGUGUGCUGCUCUGCGAGGAAAGAUCAAGGUCUACAGGUUGAUGGAGGCUAACUUUAAAGUCAUAGAGCCCUGUCGUUGUGAUAGAUGGACCCUAGGGGAGGUCACACUCUUCCUCACUCAGUACACCAACGCCGCCCAUGGUCUCGGCACAUUCAGCCGCCAGGUGGUCUGGGACAGGUACAUGGGCGUCAUCAGAAGCUGCAUCCUCCGAAUGUACCAUGAAUAACCAGAUCCCUGCAGGCCGGCCAGGGCCUCGUC